AUGCCUGCUAUUCGACAUGCCUCCAAGCGCAAGCCGCCACCUGAAGGCUUCAGCGACAUCGAAGACGAUUUAUUGAUCUUUGCGAACAAGAUGAAGGAUGCCCAGAACAAGCCGCCACCCCCAGGGCCGAAACACAAGGCGCAAUGGGAGAUCUUCCAGAUUACACAUCAGCGCAGCCGCUACAUCUACGAUUUAUAUUACGAAAAGGAAGCCAUCAGCAAGAAGCUCUACGAGUGGCUGCUGAAGAAUGGUUACGCCGAUGCGAUGCUCAUUGCCAAGUGGAAGAAGUCGGGUUAUGAAAAGCUCUGCUGCCUUCGCUGUGUUCAGACCAAGGAGACCAACUUUAGCAGUACUUGCGUUUGUCGCGUGCCUCGAGCCGACUUUAAAGACGACCACGACCUAGAAUGUGUAAGCUGCGGCUGCAGAGGAUGUGCCACUGGCGAUUAA
[Torrubiella] hemipterigena is the source of this 447-nucleotide messenger RNA. The record is from the annotation of a GenBank genome assembly. Lineage: Eukaryota; Fungi; Ascomycota; Sordariomycetes; Hypocreales; Clavicipitaceae.